Blepharisma stoltei is the source of this 1443-nucleotide messenger RNA. Lineage: Eukaryota; Ciliophora; Heterotrichea; Heterotrichida; Blepharismidae. The record is from the annotation of a GenBank genome assembly.
AUGUCGCCAAGUAGACGAAGAGCAUGGUCUCAAGAUGUAACCACUAAAUAGGAAGAUGACAUAAUCCGAGAGCUGGUACUUGAAUACGGUACAAAGCGAUGGUCGUUCAUAGCUCAACUGUUAUCUGAAAGGGUUCCCUCAAAAGACAGACACUCUAAAUCUAGAACCGGAAAACAGUGCAGAGAAAGAUGGCAUAACCACCUCAACCCAGAGAUAAAUAAGAACUCCUGGACCAAAGAAGAAGAAAAUAUUAUUUUCAAGUACCAAAGGAUACUGGGAAACAAGUGGUCAGAAAUAGCUUCUUACUUGCCAGGAAGGUCUGAUAACUCCAUCAAAAACCACUUCUACAGCACCCUUCGGAAAAAAGCUUACUCUCUCCUAUGUUAGAAAGCAAUAUAUUGCUAUCUAAGCGAUCAAUUUUAUUUUUAUAGAAAUAUUUUGAUAUAGAAAUUGCCCGAGGAUCGGCUCCACACGGGAAAGAUUUUCCGUAUUGCCAGAGAGUGGCGCAAAUAGCGCCAUUCUCGGGCAAUUAGUAUAUAUAAUUAAUGAAUAAUGUAAUGCUAAUUAUUCUAAAUGCAUGACCAAUAUGUAGAUCGGCUACGGAAGACAAAGAGCAUGCAAUUUCGGAGUGUGAGGCUGACAGAUUAAAGAAGAAUUUAAACAAAGAUUGAGAGAAAUACUUAGAGAAUGGGGAUGAGAAUAAAAACUGGAUUGUUAGAGAUAGCGCUGCAAGGUGAAAAAUUGAAUGAAAUAGUUACUGAUAGAAAUUGUGAAGAGAAGAGACAAUUGGAUGAAUUGAUAAAGAAGUAUUUAGUACUGUUUAUUUGAUAUCAGGAAAGAGAUUUUGAGUAGUUAUAAAUUGAUCUGUAAAUACAAAGUGAUAAUCAAAUUUAAUAAAAAUAAUAAAAAAAUUAAUUUCCCUUUGUUGCGGUGCAAAAAUUUUGCUUGCUUAGAAACUUUAAUCGGUUCAGUAUGGACGAUGAAAGGUUCAAUGGGUCCAUAAAGGAGGUUUUACAGAACCAUGAGCUUAUGGGUGAGCUGUUGAAUUAUUCCACCUCUGAGUGGAGACUCAAAUCAGAAACGCCAAAUGAAAGGUGAAGUUCAGACGAAGAAAAAUCCGAUCCAAACGAGACUAAACAUAGCAGCAAUAACGUAUGUAAAAUAGAAACUGAAAUUGAUGACGCAUCCAAUAUUCUUUGCUCUCUAUACGAUGCAAGAGAAGAUUCUGCGACUUCAUGCCCAUCAUCAACCAGAUCAAGUGACUUAGAAGAAAUUGAAGAUUUAGUAACUCCAACAAUGUUUAUUAGGGCACUUUGUUCAAGCGCCAGGCACUUUGAUUUUUCUGAAAAAGCCAGUCAAAACGAAUGCCCAUUCGAAAAUUCCUGUGGCGGAAACACAAAAGGUUUUCAGCUUGCUAAUACAUUACACACUAUAGAAGCUUAA